This is a messenger RNA of Ilyonectria robusta, 1401 nucleotides long. RefSeq lists its product as uncharacterized. The transcript has 2 exons. The record is from RefSeq and is a predicted model, not a curated record. Bases 1 to 1401 code for a protein of 466 amino acids. Lineage: Eukaryota; Fungi; Ascomycota; Sordariomycetes; Hypocreales; Nectriaceae.
AUGUUUUCCGGAGACAACGCAGGGCACAUGUCCGGCUCCAGUAAGAAACAUCAAGACAAACCGGCAUCACUCUUUUCGUUCGGCAAUCCGGAGCGCGGGGGUGCGAUUUCCAAGCCAUCUGGUGUCUCUAGCACACCUUUUAGUUUCCUCGGCAAUCCAGUUAGUGAGUAUCAGGUGACUAAACAUCCGAAAAUAUGUACCUGUAGCUCGGGACAGGGAGACGGCGUAGGCUUCGGUAAGAGCGAUCAAAGCAAAGCGGGACGAGACUUCCCAUUCAGCGGUAAUUCAGAACGUGGGGAUAAGAUGGCCGAACCACCCAACCUCGACCUGAGUUCGAAGGACAGACACAACACGAAACCGCUAUUCGGCGUCAAUACAGAUCGCCAAGAGGAUACCUCUGCUUUCUUAGACCCGCAUGGCAGAACAUAUGGUACAGGGUUAUUCGGUGCCAAGCCAGAAGGCAGAGAACCCACAAAGUCGCUAUGGGGGGUGGGCAAGACGCCCCAAACCCCUUUAAACCCUUACACUACCAUAGCCAACGUGGACAAGACGCCCCAAUACCCUUUCUCUUCCCUAUUCGGCCCGCAAAGCAGAACCAACGACACAAGUUUAUUCGGUCCCAAGCCGGAAUGCAAAAAUAACACAACGUCGUCACUCAACUCGAACACAAUGCCCCAAAAGUGGACUCUGCCAGUUGGGAACAAGCCAAAGGACAGAAACAGCAAGGUUGGGGUAUUGUUUCCAGGAAAACGCGAUGAUCAUGUCACUGAGUUAUUCAACUCCAGGUCAGAGUGCAGAGACGACACAAAGUUGGCACUUGGCUUGAACUCAUUGCCUCAAAAGUAUACUGGGCUAGUUAAGAAGCCGCCACAAGACAGAAACGACAACACUCAAGUGUCUAACUUGCCAGAAAAACGCAAAAGACAUGUCCACUGGUCAUCCGACACUGAGGCAGAGUGCAGGGACGACACGAGGCCAUUAUUGAGCCCCAACACGAAGCGCCAAAAGCUUACCCCUAAACACGAUGACACAAGCUUGGAGGAUAUAGAUCCUAACAUUGACGAGGACGUCUGGUCUGUUGAAUAUGCUGCAUCGGAAAACACGAUCGUGAACUGCCCAGGAGGGUACACAUUCCACAUCGAGACCCCGCAGCACUGGGGAGAACAUGUCAUCAUCACCACAUCCGCCAGGAAGAUCACCAUCGUCAACCGCGCUGAAGCUCGAGGUUCCCUCCCGAUCAGAGAUUAUAGGAAUCCUGUGGACUUAGGCCGGUACUUGGCGCCUGACCGAAAGGUAGCCAACAUUUGGGUUCGCGGUGCCAUUUGGAAGAUAGAUCUGGUGAUUCGCGAGGACGACUCGAUUGAGUUUGGCUAUCACGAACGCGUUUAUGCGUGCAGAUGA